CAGUAUCCUCCAGGGGACUAGAAAAGAGUAUUAAGUUUCUAUAUCGUAACGUAAUUGGUAUGUAAAACUUUAAAGAACAAUCUUGGAGUCUCGGUGGUGUUUACUUUCACUACACCUUGUGCAGGUCACACAUACGCACCCCUCAGGAGUUGGGUUAAUGGUUUGGACCAUGUGUUUUCUGCACUGUGACUCGCUCGGAAACUGCAUCGGCGACUGCUUAGUUCCGCUAUCGCCGGAGACUUAGAGGCCCUUCCCGGACUCUUGUGGGGGUUCCGCGGCGCUGCGGGAAGAAGAGGCCGCCUCGGCGGUGCGUUGUCCUCGCGACCAGCGGGUAGCGAGCGCACUCUCGAAAGCUGAGGGCUCCAGCGACCACUCGUGCCAGCGCCAUGGCAGUCCCAGCCGGUCAUCUGACUUUUGAAUGCCGCAAUUUUCUUCGAGUAGAUCCCAAAAGGGACAUAGUUUUGGAUGUUAGCAGCACAAGCAGUGAAGAUAGUGAUGAAGAGAAUGAAGAGCUGAAUAAAUUGCAGGCAUUACAAGAAAAAAGCCGGCUAUUGACACCUUUACCUGACAGUGCUCAAGAGAUGAAUAGUCAACUCAAGACUCAGAAAAGAAGAGAGAUAGCCAAGAGCUGAAAACCAUUAAAAAUAAUCCUUGGAAAUUUCAGGAUUUUUUCUUCCUUUUAGUACAUUUUAUCUUUGGCCAUUUUUUUUGUUUGUUUUCCUUUUUUCAAUCACAAUUUUAGUACUCUUUAUACAGAAUCCUUCUCACUGAUUUUCUUUAACAAAUCUCAUUUACACGUUUCUUUAUAUGAUGAACAUAUCAUCAUAUUGUUUCCCAACUAUUAAAGAAUGCUUUUUGAGGCUCCUGUCAUUUGACUUUAUCUUCCCAUUUUUGUUGUCUUCAUCUACCUAUCUCAAAUCACUCAUAAGACUAGUAUUUGGUUGCUGUCUUCCUUUUCAUGUCAAAUCCUCUCACUCGUGGUGGCCUCAUUAGAUGACUUAGCAUGACCUGCCCAACAUGCUAGCCCAUCUUCUUCUUGAUCUUCUCAAUGGAAAUUAUCUUUUUUCUCACUUUACCUCAGCCACAUAUUUCUGUGACUGCAUGACGAACUUUGUGCUCAAGCUCCAAAAGCAGUAAGUCAGACAUCCCACCCUCUUAUCUAACUUCCUAUCCUUUCAGGUUAUUUAACAUAAAGAUCACCAAGCUAUUGUCCCUACCAUUUUCAUCAGUCUGUAUUCUCCUUAUCUGGCUUAGAUUCCAUCAUUUUUUAUUAUAACGACUCUCCACAAAUACCCUUACUCCUUUGUCUCUCGCGGUCUUUCACCCUCACAGGGCAAAAGACCAAACAUGGGUAAACCCCUCCUUCACCUUCACCAUGCUAAUCUCUUACAGCAAACAAUGGUAGAGAAAAUCGAGGCAGAUUACUGUCACUAGAAAUUCGUGAUUCCCAAUCUCAUCUAUGCAUUUAACAUGGCCAGGAAUCCUACCAGCUUUCUCUUUUAAGCGCUCCCCCCCACAUAUAUUUGUACUUUCCCUCAGUGUUCAAA
Choloepus didactylus (southern two-toed sloth) is the source of this 1547-nucleotide messenger RNA. RefSeq names its product SREK1 interacting protein 1 (gene SREK1IP1). The record is from RefSeq and is a predicted model, not a curated record. Gene Ontology annotation, molecular function: zinc ion binding; nucleic acid binding. Lineage: Eukaryota; Metazoa; Chordata; Mammalia; Pilosa; Megalonychidae. Bases 387 to 632 code for a protein of 81 amino acids. The transcript has 3 exons.